Messenger RNA from Striga asiatica, 1725 nucleotides. The record is from the annotation of a GenBank genome assembly. Lineage: Eukaryota; Viridiplantae; Streptophyta; Magnoliopsida; Lamiales; Orobanchaceae.
AUGCUGGGGAUAUUAGGGGAAAACAAGCUUGUCCUAUGCUUUCGAAACAUCAGGUUUCCUGUUAAGAAAAACAGGGGCCUGAAACUCUCCUUGGGCAUGGGCUGCAUUUGCUCCAAAAUAGCAAAGGAUGAGAACGAGGUCAAGAAAAAGGAGAAAGCCUCCAAAGGAUCCUCGAAAAGCUCGGUCAGGAAGGAAGAUGUUGUUGUUGAGGCCGAUAGCAAAGGCAAUGAAGCUACCGCAAAGCUUAUAAAACAGAAAAUGCCGAGAAAAGCGUGGGGCCCACAGCCUCAGAUUUGUCGGGUAUUGAGCAUGAAGAAUGGGGUUGACGGGUCACAGGUAGUUGCGGGGUGGCCAUCUUGGUUGACUUCGGUGGCAGGGGAAGCCAUUAAAGGAUGGAUACCUCGAAAGGCGGAUUCUUUCGAGAAAUUGGAUAAGAUUGGUCAGGGUACAUACAGCAGUGUGUAUAGAGCUCGUGACCUUGAAACUGGAAAAAUCGUCGCUUUGAAGAAGGUGCGGUUUGUGAACAUGGACCCAGAAAGUGUCCGUUUCAUGGCUAGGGAAAUCCUUAUCUUACGCAGGCUCGAUCACCCUAAUGUCAUGAAGCUUCAAGGUCUCGUCACUUCUAGGGUUUCGGGGAAUCUUUACCUUGUAUUCGAAUACAUGGAACACGAUCUUGCUGGACUUUCGGCUUCCCCACUAGUUCGCUUUACUGAAUCUCAGAUAAAGUGUUUCAUGCAACAGCUGCUUCGUGGGCUUGAACACUGUCAUAACCGUGGAGUCUUGCAUCGUGAUAUUAAGGGCUCAAAUCUUCUGAUUGACGGUCAUGGAAAUCUUAAGAUUGGUGAUUUCUGGCUGGCCACCUUUUUUCGGGCCAAUCAAAAGCAGGCCCUAACUAGUCGUGUUGUAACCUUGUGGUAUCGACCUCCCGAGCUUUUGCUUGGUUCUACAGACUAUGGCGUAGCUGUAGAUUUAUGGAGCUCGGAAUACUGGAAGAAAUCAAAGUUACUGCAUGCUACAAUCUUUAAGCCUCAGCAACCUUACAAGAGAUGUGUGGCUGAGACAUUUAAAGAUUUCCCUCCUUUGGCUUUAUCACUUCUUGAAUCUCUUCUUGCUUUUGAACCGGAGCUUAGAGGGUCAACAACUUCUGCACUUCACAGUGAGAGUGCGGCUGGUGGAAAGAGAGGCCGAGUCGAGUCAUCCAGAAAAGUCUCCAAAGCAAUCCCAGCACCUGAUGCUAAUGCUGAGCUGCCAGCUUCAGUACAGAAAAGGAAAGGGCAACCAAAUCCAAAGAGCAACAGCGAGAUUGACUCCUCAGGAUAUCGAGACUUAAAAACUCAGAGGUCUUUCAAGCCCCAGGGGACAGCUCUGCCCGAGGCAGCUCACAGCUUGAUUUCAGCCGAGAUUCGAGUGUUCAUGCAAACUUGCGAAAUCCAUAUGAACGGAUGGAAGAUGCUGGAGCAGUCGAAUAAUCUGCUGGGAAAAGCUGAGUCCACAUGCAAGAUCAAUGGGCAGGCGCCUAAUCUGAAGGAGGCUAAUAUGGUUUAUGCUUUCAAGAAGACAAGAAUGCACUAUUCUGGGCCAUUGCUGCCUCCUGGUGGAAGUGUGGAGGAGAUGCUUAAAGAGCAUGAAAAACAGAUUCAGUUAGCUGUUAGAAAAGCCCGUGACAAGAGUAAGAGCAGGCUAGGCCAGCUUGAUAAUGGACAUAUAGAUACACUCCUAGGAUAC